Dacryopinax primogenitus is the source of this 408-nucleotide messenger RNA. RefSeq names its product Nop10 family nucleolar RNA-binding protein. The transcript is spliced from 3 exons. Gene Ontology annotation, molecular function: box H/ACA snoRNA binding; telomerase RNA binding. Gene Ontology annotation, biological process: ribosome biogenesis; positive regulation of telomerase RNA localization to Cajal body; rRNA pseudouridine synthesis. NCBI's taxonomy places the organism in Eukaryota, Fungi, Basidiomycota, Dacrymycetes, Dacrymycetales, Dacrymycetaceae. Gene Ontology annotation, cellular component: box H/ACA snoRNP complex; box H/ACA telomerase RNP complex. The record is from RefSeq and is a predicted model, not a curated record. Bases 23 to 217 code for a protein of 64 amino acids.
CACACCUCAACACCUCACCACCAUGCAUCUCAUGUACACGCUGGAUGAGAACGGCAACCGGAUAUAUACGUUGAAGAAAAUCACCGCUGUUGGAAAGGUGACCAAGUCUGCACAUCCAGCCCGCUUCUCCCCAGAUGACAAGUUCUCCCGACAUCGCGUGACGAUCAAGAAACGCUGUGGGGUGCUCUUGACCCAGCUGCCGGCGAAGCCUUUGUAACCGUUUCGUGUGUUGUCGGUUGUGGGGGGAUGGUGGGAUGAGGGAGGUGCGGGAUGAGAGGGAGGUGCGGGAUGAGAGCCCAGGAGUUGGAGAGGCUUGGACUGAGCGAACUGGGCGAGGGCCAGGCAUGCGUAUCUGUCGCUACGCACAUUCACACUUGUACCACAUUCACUAAUUCAACCUCUCCCAAG